Molecule: messenger RNA, 1849 nt
Organism: Physeter macrocephalus (sperm whale)
Lineage: Eukaryota; Metazoa; Chordata; Mammalia; Artiodactyla; Physeteridae
Gene: PCYOX1L
Product: prenylcysteine oxidase 1 like
Exons: 6
Coding region: 71-1549 (492 amino acids)
Biological process (GO): prenylated protein catabolic process; prenylcysteine catabolic process
Molecular function (GO): prenylcysteine oxidase activity
Source: RefSeq, a predicted model, not a curated record
CGGGGCGGGGAGCCCAGCGCCAACCCGCGACUCCCCGAGCCCCGGCGUGCUGCCCCAGUCGCUGCCCGCCAUGGCCCACGCUGCCCGGCUCUUCGCCGCGCUGGCCACCCUCCUCGCCGCCGCCGCUACAGGCGAUGCCCGGCCCAGCAAAAUCGCCGUGGUUGGAGCCGGAAUUGGGGGCUCUGCUGUGGCCCAUUUCCUCCAACAGCACUUCGGCCCCCGGGUGCAGAUCGACGUGUUUGAGAAGGGGACCGUGGGCGGCCGCCUGGCCACCAUCUCAGUCAACAAGCAGCACUACGAGAGCGGCGCCGCCUCCUUCCACUCCCUGAGCCUCCACAUGCAGGGCUUCGUCAAGCAGCUGGGGCUGCGGCACCGGCGCGAAGUGGGAGGGAGGAGCGCCAUCUUCAACGGGGAGGACUUUGUGCUGGAGGAGACUGACUGGUACCUGCUGAACCUCUUCCGCCUCUGGUGGCACUACGGCAUCAGCUUCCUGAGACUGCAGAUGUGGGUGGAGGAGGUCAUGGAGAAGUUCAUGAGGAUCUAUAAGUACCAGGCUCACGGUUAUGCCUUCUCGGGUGUGGAAGAACUGCUCUACUCGCUGGGGGAAUCCGCCUUUGUCAACAUGACCCAGCGCUCCGUGGCCGAGUCCCUGCUCCAGGUGGGCGUCACACAGCGCUUUAUCGAUGAUGUCGUCUCCGCUGUCCUGCGGGCCAGCUACGGCCAGUCAGCAGCGAUGCCCGCCUUUGCCGGAGCCAUGUCACUAGCCGGGGCCCAAGGCAGCCUGUGGUCUGUGGAGGGAGGCAACAAGCUGGUUUGUUCCGGUCUGCUGAAGCUCACCAAGGCCAACGUGAUCCAUGCCACGGUCACCACUGUGACCCUGCAGCAAACAGAGGGGAAACCCUUGUACCAUGUCAAGUAUGAGAAUGAGGUGGGCACAGGCUCUGACUACUACGACAUCGUGGUCAUCGCCACCCCCCUGCACCUGGACAACAGCAGUACCAUCACCUUUGAAGGCUUCGACCCGCCCAUUGAUGUCGUCCAGGGCUCCUUCCAGCCCACCGUCGUCUCUUUGGUCCAUGGCUACCUCAACUCUUCCUACUUCGGCUUCCCCGACCCUAAGCUCUUUCCCUUUGCCAGCAUCCUCACCACAGACUUCCCCAGCUUCUUCUGCGCCCUGGACAACGUGUGUCCGGUCAACGUCUCGGCCAGCUUCCGGCGGAAGCAGCCUCAGGAGGCCGCCGUCUGGCGAGUCCAGUCCCCCCAGCCCCUCCUUCGCUCCCAGCUGAAGACCCUCUUUCGCUCCUACUAUUCAGUGCAGGCAGCCGAGUGGCAGGCCCACCCCGUCCACGGCCCCCGCAGCACCCUCCCGCGGUUCGUGCUGCACGACCAGCUCUUCCUCCUCAACGCCCUGGAGUGGGCGGCCAGCUCCGUGGAGGUGACGGCAGUGGCUGCCAAGAACGUGGCCCUGCUGGCUUUCAACCGCUGGUACCAGGACCUAGACAAGAUUGACCAGAAGGAUUUGAUGCACAAGGUAAAGACUGAACUGUGAGGGCUCUGGGGAGAGCUGGAAACAUCCAGCCCCCGCUCAAGACGGAUCCCCCCCCACCCCGCGGCGGCCAAGGUUUUACAAGCCACACUCACCCACAGAGCCCUUCUCUGACCCCUCGUGUGUGGAGCGUCUUUUCUCUCCAGUGUGGGUCCUUGUGACCAACUCUCUGCCUCUCCGUCUUAAGGAUUUUCACAGUGUUGCUUCUUUUGAAGGGGGAGAGUAAGAGAGGGGGAAGGACAUUCAAGCCAAUGUAUUCAUUUAUUUAUUUUUUUUAAGAAGAAAUAAAAAUCCAUCCUAAGC